This is a messenger RNA of Prorocentrum cordatum, 1060 nucleotides long. The record is from the annotation of a GenBank genome assembly. NCBI's taxonomy places the organism in Eukaryota, Dinophyceae, Prorocentrales, Prorocentraceae.
CGGCCGUCCUCUCCUGGGCCAACCGUGUCCCGUGCCCUGAUUGUCGGCCUGUGGUCAAUUGUGAUUGCUCGAGCUGCCCCACCGUCAGCUGCGGCGACGUGAUCAAGCAGGAGGCGAACGGCGCUUCCUGGCUGGGCUCGCUGCUUUGGGGCAUCCUCUUCGUCAGCAUCGGCAUCGUGAUCGGACGGCUACCCCUUGCGUGGGCCUCCACGGCCCGAAGCGCGCCUCACCCCGCCCGAGUGGUGACUACGAAGGCGAUUGAGGUGGAGCCGAUCGCGGAGCAGGCCCGGCUGCAGCUGGAGGCUCUGGCGCUGAAGCGGCGGGUAAGAGUGUACACUAUUCCGACUCCAUACAACGAUGACUACGACGAGGACACCGCCGUGGCGGCCGACAUCAUUGAGACGGUGCAGCUGCCCCAGGGCAUGCAAGGUGGCGGUCCGCCGCUGGCCGGCGGCGCGGUCGUCCCGGCCCCAGUCUCCCGCUUUCGCGCUCUGCCGCUGCCGGCUCGGCUGGGUGGUGCGAGGGCCGCGGGAGCCGCGCGGCUGGGCUUCGCCCUGCCGGCCGAGCCCUUCUCGCAGAGCGCGGUUGGGCGGCCGCUCUCGGUGGGGGCCGGCAUGCCCGUGCAGGCUGGUGGCCUCGACGAGGGCGGUUUCUUCGUUGUCAGGUACGACGUCCCUGGACCAGCUCUGUGGCACGAGAGGGUCGUGGUCCCCAAGCCGUGCCCGCCGCCCGGGGGCGCGGCGGCGCCCGACGGAGAAGGCCUGGCCGCCCUGGCCGCCGCCCUGGGGGGGCCUGCUGCAGCUGGCGUCCCAGCGGGCGCCCGGGUGCCCCCGGCGGCCGCGGGCCCACCCGUGCCGGCCGCAGCGGCCGCACCUGCUGGGGCCCUGGUGGGCAGCGCCGCAGCUAUCGCUACCGCCCCCCCCGCCGGUGGCGGUGGCGUGGCUGGGGCCCCCGUCUAUGACCUGCGGGUGCAGGCCAUCGGGGUCGAUUCUCAGGGUGUGCGAUGUCGCGUGUUCAGGGCUGCCGUCACCAUUCUCACGGUCGCGCCGUUUGCGGACUG